Molecule: messenger RNA, 536 nt
Organism: Populus euphratica (Euphrates poplar)
Lineage: Eukaryota; Viridiplantae; Streptophyta; Magnoliopsida; Malpighiales; Salicaceae
Product: mavicyanin-like
Exons: 2
Coding region: 1-468 (155 amino acids)
Cellular component (GO): plasma membrane
Molecular function (GO): electron transfer activity
Source: RefSeq, a predicted model, not a curated record
AUGGCUUCUUGUCAGCUUAUUGCCCUGGCCCUUGUCACGAUUUUUCUUCCCACGCUCACCAUGGCAGCCGAGCACAUUGUUGGUGAUGAACAAGGGUGGACCGUUAAUUUUAACUACACAACCUGGGCUAGUGGCAAAGUAUUUCAUGUUGGUGAUACACUAGUGUUCAACUACAAGCCACCACACAAUCUCUUCAAGGUGGACGGCGCCGGGUUUAAGGACUGCGCAGCAACAGGAGAGCCCAUGACCAGCGGAAACGACAUAAUAAAACUAAGCAGCCCAGGAAAGAAGUGGUAUAUCUGUGGCUAUGGCAAACAUUGUUCUGAGCUUGGCCAGAAGUUAGUCAUCAAUGUAAAGGCUGAAACUCCAGCACCAACACCAGAACCUAAUGCUGCUUAUGGACUUGCUGCUUCCUGCUAUCAGAUUUUUGCGGCAGCGGUGGCUCUCGUGGCAAUGAUCGCUGCAUGAUUUACCACUGAUAUGAUAUAAUUUCUGUUUUCAAGCAAAGAAAUAAUUAAGGUUUCAUGUUUCAUGAG